Molecule: messenger RNA, 552 nt
Organism: Galeopterus variegatus (Sunda flying lemur)
Lineage: Eukaryota; Metazoa; Chordata; Mammalia; Dermoptera; Cynocephalidae
Product: elongation factor 1-gamma-like
Exons: 3
Coding region: 1-552 (183 amino acids)
Biological process (GO): translational elongation
Cellular component (GO): cytoplasm; nucleus
Source: RefSeq, a predicted model, not a curated record
AUGAUUUCAAGUCAGAGAGAUGAGAUAAAAACUGAAAAUGCUAGUCUGGAGAGUCAUUCCCAGAUAUCGGAGGAAAUUAAAAGUCAGGAUUCAGUCCAGAAAAGUGGAGCUUUUCUUCAGUACAGUGGGGCUCAGGGCCACAUACUCCCUACACCACCCCACUUCCACUUUGGCCAAACCAACUGCCCCCAUGAAUUUCUAGGCAAAUUUCCUGUUGGAAAGUUUCCAGCAUUUGAGGGUAACAAUGGAUGUUGUGUGUUUGAGAGCAAUGCCAUUGCCUCCUAUGAGAGCAAUGAGGAGCUGCACGGAAGUACUCCAGAGGCGGCAGCCCAGGUGGAGCAGUGGGUGAGCUUUGCUGAUAGUGACACAGUGCCCCCAGCCAGUAUGUGGGUGUUCCCCACCUUGGACAUCAUGCACCACAACACACAGGCCACUGAGAAUGCAGAGGAGGAGGUGAGGCGAAUCCUGGGGUGGCUGGAUGCUCACUUUGCCUGGGAGGAGGCCUUCCAGCAUGUGGGCAAACCCUUCAAUCUGGGCAAGAUCUUCAAGUGA